Molecule: messenger RNA, 237 nt
Organism: Suillus subalutaceus
Lineage: Eukaryota; Fungi; Basidiomycota; Agaricomycetes; Boletales; Suillaceae
Product: NADH-ubiquinone oxidoreductase 12 kDa subunit
Exons: 3
Coding region: 1-237 (78 amino acids)
Source: RefSeq, a predicted model, not a curated record
AUGUCCGAGUUCGCAGACAGAGCCGAGCUUAUAAAAUCAAAACUCCAAGAACGUGAAGAGUUCGUUCGUGAGUCUUGGGUAAAAGCCAUGGAAGCUCGACUUGUACGCGACGAGCUCGUGAAGUGUCACCGGCUUGAGGGUGUUAACCACCUAGAGAACUGCAGAUGGCUCUCAGAUAAAUAUAAUUCGAUGCUCAAAGAGAACAAGGUCAAGGGCUACAAAAAGAUUGAUGUCUAG